Molecule: messenger RNA, 717 nt
Organism: Entamoeba invadens IP1
Lineage: Eukaryota; Evosea; Mastigamoebida; Endamoebidae
Exons: 1
Coding region: 1-717 (238 amino acids)
Source: RefSeq, a predicted model, not a curated record
AUGGAGAACAGGUUAUAUACCCUGUCACUUGAUGAGUACAUUCAUUUAAAAUGUGAAGAAAAAGAGAUGGAAUUGAUUAAGUUAGACAACGAGGUUCUGCACCAAACUGUGACUUCGUUGAGUCAAGAACUUGAGAUCACCACAAACCUUUUACGCAAAAAGGAAAACGAACUCAAUCAAAUUAUCGAAGAACGCCUUGGCGUCUUGGCACAACGCGAGAAAUUAGCUGCGCAACGUGUUGUACACCCAAAAACAGAAAUCAAAAAUGUGACCGAGAAAAAACCACGAAAAGAAAAAGUUGAACAGAAACUCAACCCAAAACGUGAGAAGAUGACAGUCCGCCAAAAACACACAAAACGCGUUCAAACAACAAAAGAAGACAAAAAAAACAUGACAAAAAUCGAAAAAAUCGUCUCGCAAACCAUCGGAAAAGAAUCAACAGGUGACCCCAACUUACGGUCACUUGUCUUGGAAACUUCUGUGUUUAGUGACGUCGACUCGAGCGAAGGUAUCGAUUGUAUAAACCAACUCAGAAAGGGUAAAACAGAGUCACACAACUCUAAACUCGGUACCAGAAAUGUCAAGGAAAUUGGAUUGAAUUUACCAAUUAGUGAUGAGUCAGCUCGGAGAAAAAGAGACCCCAGAAAGAGAGUCAUUAGAGAAAUGAAAGAGGCAGACGACUCUAUCCACUUCAGAUCAUUCUCUUCAUCAAUGUGA